UCAUUCCACUGCAAUGGAGGAAAACCGUGCAAAUGUCGGAAAACCUUCUACACGCCAUAGGAAGAGAUAAGGCCCUAUACCAGUUACGUAUUUUUGCAUUCCCAACCAUUAAACUUGGACUCAUUAUCGAUGUUUAAGAUGGCGUCUGGAGAUGAGUGCUUUAUCGAAAAAUGGGGAGUAAAUAAAUAUAGAUGCCGCGUUGUGAUAUUAACUCAGUGCCCAUGAUUAAUUAGUGCGAAUAGUGAUUUUGUGUUUUGCAAAUCUUAAGUGAAUUUAUUCAAUGAGUGAUUUAGUGGAUUCCUGACAAUGAAUCGUAAUUUGAGAAAUUAUAAAGGAAAUCCCAAUCCUGUUGUUGGUGCAAACGUUUUUUCGCAAUGGUCAUUCUGGUGGAUGAAAGAUCUCUUUCGGAAAGGAUACCGACAACCGCUCACAGAAGAUGAUAUCUAUGAAAAUAAACCGACGCUCAACAGUCAACGUCUGACCAACAAACUUCUCAAAUUAUGGAAUCAUGAACUUACAACCAACAAGAAUCCAAACAUCCUGCGAGUGCUAUUCCGGGCAUAUGGGAUGCUAUCAAUAUCUGCUGCAUUUUUUUACUGCUUGCUCGAAACAGGAUCCAAAGUCGCACAAAUUUUCAGUCUCGGUGGCCUUGUUUCUUACUUUACGCCCGGUCAAACGGAUAUAAGUAGGGACAUGGCGUGGCUGUAUGCAGCUGGAAUUGUUGUUCCAGUACUACUCAAAGUGAUAGUGUUCCAUCCUUAUAUGCUGUAUUCCUUUUUCCUUGGUACGAAGAUGAGACUGGGAUGUGCCGGGCUGGUUUAUCGCAAAAUACUGAGGCUAUCGAAGACUGCGACGAACGACGGAUUGAGCGGAAGGGCGAUUAAUAUUCUCUCCAACGAUUUGGGGAUGUUCGAUCCGGCGUUGACUUUCAUUCACGAUUUGUAUCGGGGACCCAUCGAAGCGUUACUUUUCGGAUAUUUGAUGUAUCUGGAGAUAGGACUGUCUGCAGUUAUUGGCAUUGGCUUUAUGCUGCUUUUCCUUCCUGUUCAAACGUUAGCUGCAAAAAAGACGGCAACCUUCAGAGAACGAGCUACAGCCCGAACUGAUGUACGAGUGAAGCUUAUGAAUGAGAUAAUUCAGGGAAUUCAAGUCAUCAAGAUGUACGCAUGGGAGAAGUCCUUCGCUGCAGUCAUAGCUAAAAUAAGAGCAUCUGAACUGUCGGCUAUAAAAGGAGGAAUUUACAUACAAGCAGCUUUGAACUCCAUAUACAUGAUUUCUGGAAUAUCAGUUUUUUUGAGUUUAGUUUCCUAUGUCCUUUUCGGGAAUGCGCUGACUGCAAAGAAAGUUUUCACAGUUUCGACUUUCUUCAACGCUUUAAGCGAUUCAUUUGUUCAGUAUUGGCCAAUGGCCAUGACUUUCGGGGCUCAAGCUUACGUCUCAGCGAAAAGAGUUGGAGAAUUUCUACUUCAAGAUGAGGAAGUUAAUUCCGAGAAAUCUGGAAAAGGUAUACCUAGAAGGAUACAUAAUGGAGAUAGUGAUAAAAAGUCCGUAAUAUUUGAAAAAGCAACAGCAUACUGGAAUUCCAAGGAUUCGAAAGAAAGUAUAGCUAUAAAGAACUUUAGCUUUGAAGUUAACCCAGGGGAGUUAAUGGCAGUAGUUGGCCCUGUAGGAGCCGGCAAAUCAUCACUCUUAAACGUGAUCUUGGGAGAACUAGAUCUUCAAUACGGAACAGCGCUCAUAAACGGGAGAAUCAGUUAUGCUUGUCAAGAAAAUUGGGUAUUUGAAGGUACAAUCCAGGAUAACAUUGUCUUCAUUGAGGACUUCGAUCAAGCUCGAUACAAUCAAGUUGUAGAAGUGUGUGCUUUGAAAACUGAUUUCAAGUUGCUCCCCUACGGUGACCAAACUAUAGUGGGUGAACGAGGAAUAAGUCUUAGUGGUGGACAGAAAGCUCGAGUCAAUCUUGCUAGAGCUAUUUACAAGAAGGCCGACAUUUACCUUUUGGAUGAUCCCCUCUCAGCAGUCGAUACUCAUGUUGGCCAUCACAUUUUUGAACAAUGUAUCAAAGAAUAUCUAAAGGAUAAAAUCUGUAUUCUGGUCACCCAUCAGCUUCAAUUUCUUAAGGACGUUGAACAUGUACUUCUGAUAAACGCUGGUGAAAUUCAAGCGCAGGGGAGUUUUAGCAAGUUGCAAAAUAUGGAAAGUAUCAAAUUCCUAGGAGAGACUCACGAUGAGGAAGAAGAUGAGGAGGAAAAGCCAGAUAAAAUAAAAGGAGAAGCGAGUGAAGGUGAAGCGUUGAUUGAAAAGUCUGAAAAGGAUAACAGUGAUGAACGAAAAGAGCAACAGGCAGAGGGAGCAGUGGGGUUUGGAGUCUAUAAGUCAUAUUUUGGAGCAAUGGACGGCUGCUUUAUAUUGUUGAUAAUUUUUUCACUGUUCAUUGCUGCUAGGACUACGCUUACGGGAGUGGAUUACUUCUUAUCAAGAUGGGUGAAUUGGGAACAGGACAUCUCUCUGGGGAACACUACUUCAACGCAGAACGGUGCCGAAGUUCAAAUAAGCGAUGGUUUUCAAGAGCAGCGGAAAGCAUUUGUGACCACGUAUUCAAUAUUAUUGGCAGCGGCAUUUGUGCUGUUCCUGUCAAGGACUUACGGAUUUUUCAUGAUGUGCCUCCGUAUAUCAUUGAAACUACAUGAUAGGCUUUUCCGGAGCAUCACUAGAGCCACAAUGCAGUUCUUCAACACAAACUCAUCAGGGAGAAUUUUGAACCGGUUUUCAAGGGAUAUUUUUGCGAUUGACAGUAGUCUUCCAAAUUCGAUGCUUAUUUGUAUUGGGUUCUUCAUGGACAUGACCGCUAUAAUGGUAAUUGUCGCUAUUGCCAACUAUUGGCUGUUGAUUCCUGCGCUAAUUAUCCUUGUAAUUUUCUACAUUAUACGUGGCAUUUAUGUACGCACAAGUCGAAGCUUGAAGCGAGUAGAGUCCUUGACACGCAGUCCGCUCUAUUCGCAUACCAAUCAGACGUUUCAAGGACUCACUACAAUUCGGGCAUUCUGCGCUGAGGAUGUCCUCGAAAAAGAGUUUCAUGCUCUCGAAAACAUAAAUACUUCGGCUUGGUAUGUGUUCUCAGCCGCAAACCGGGCUUUGGCUCUUUGGCUGGAUGUCGUCUGCAUCCUGUACAUUGCCGCUGUGACGUUUAGUUUCCUUCUGAUGGAAAACCAAUUCCAGAGUGGAGAUGUAGGAUUGGCCAUCAUGAAUUGCAUUAACAUGGUUGGGUUGUGUCAGUGGGGAAUGCGUCAGACUGCCGAGGUGGAAAAUCAAAUGACAUCCGUGGAGCGAGUAGUGGAGUAUACGCGAGUUCAGCCAGAGGCUGCUCUUGAAACGGCAGAAGCAUAUAAACCAGGAAAAGACUGGCCGGAAAAUGGUUCGAUACGUUUCAUUGACGUUAGCAUGAAGUACGCAGAGAACAAAGACUACAUCCUGAAAAACUUGAAUUUUGCAAUAGAGGCCGGAGAAAAAGUGGGAAUUGUUGGCAGAACAGGAGCCGGCAAAUCGUCAAUUAUUCAAGCAAUAUUCCGCCUGGCAAUCAAUGAAGGUGUAAUCGAAAUUGACGAUAUUGACACUAAUAAUUUGGGCUUGCAUGAUCUUCGAAGCAACAUUUCGAUCAUUCCGCAAGAUCCUGUGUUGUUUUCGGGUACCCUGCGUUACAAUUUGGAUCCAUUUGAGACAGCGACCGACGAGGCGAUUUGGAAGGCUUUAGACGAUGUGGAGCUCAAAGAAUUCGUUUCAAACCUAUCUGGCGGCUUGGAAUGUGUUAUGUCUGACGGAGGUUCCAACUUCAGCAUGGGACAAAGGCAGCUUGUUUGCUUAGCACGUGCAAUUUUAAGAAAUAACAAGAUUUUGAUAUUGGAUGAAGCAACAGCUAAUGUUGACCCAGAGACUGACCAGCUAAUUCAGCACACGAUUCGUACGAAAUUUGCAAAUUGCACAGUGUUGACUAUAGCCCAUCGUCUGCACACUGUUAUGGACAGUGACAGAAUUCUUGUGAUGGAUAACGGACGUGCUGUGGAGAUAGGUCAUCCAUAUAAUUUGCUGAGCCAAAGUUCCGGUUACCUGAAGAACUUAGUGGACAGAACGGGACCUGCUAUGGCAGCGGUGUUAAUGGACGUUGCCAAGGGUAGCUAUGAUGAAAAGUUCAAAAGCUACGAUUUUUCAUGACUGUGAUGGAUUAUAGCUAAUAAGUUUUUAAAUUUAAUUUAUUUUAGUUUUAAUGUAAAUAAAUAAUAGAAGGUUUAAUUUUU
Hermetia illucens (black soldier fly) is the source of this 4292-nucleotide messenger RNA. RefSeq names its product probable multidrug resistance-associated protein lethal(2)03659. The transcript has 7 exons. NCBI's taxonomy places the organism in Eukaryota, Metazoa, Arthropoda, Insecta, Diptera, Stratiomyidae. Gene Ontology annotation, molecular function: ABC-type transporter activity; ATP hydrolysis activity; ATP binding. The record is from RefSeq and is a predicted model, not a curated record. Gene Ontology annotation, cellular component: membrane. Gene Ontology annotation, biological process: transmembrane transport. Bases 307 to 4209 code for a protein of 1300 amino acids.